AAUCAAUAUAAAUUUUAAUAAAAUUAAUAAUUAUAAUAAAUAACCGCCCAAAUGUGUCAAAAAUAUUUAAUGUGUAAUUUAUUAUCGAUAAUUGUGUUUAAGAAGUUAAUCAAACACCGCCAGUAUUACUACUGUAUGUGUUAUUACAGCAAUUAUUACUUCAAUCUACUUUCAAAUCAAUAGUUUUGGGAAUAACGUAUUGUGCUUCUAAAAACUGCCAAUGAGUCGACGUCAGUCAUUGGAUCGACCAGGUAAACAUGACAGAGUAAUUGAAAAGAUGCAUUCUUUACUCACUGUUGAUUGUGUACCGAAAACAAAAAGUCCAACUACAUAUAGAAUAUUGUCUCCUCCGGGUCCGUUUCUAACGCCCAGUCCAUCACCAUCGAUCUCAGCUAGUCCACGUUUACAACCGUCACCUUCGCUGUCACCAUUUCCACAAGAUGUACUUCUAGUAACGGGUAAUCCUCUAACAAAUGCAAGCACACAUGAACAGGAACGUAAAACCGUAACACCAGGUCGUAGACAAUCUAUACAUCAAUUUACUAAUGGUAGUCCGAAUGCGGGUACUGUGGUCUUCCAACCUAGCCCCUCACAAUCUCCUGCAGCUGCCACCAGUGUUGUGGGCGUGACCGCUGGUAGCAUAAAUGUGAUUACAGGUUUAACAAGUUCUGGAGCAACGACAACAACAUCGACAACUGGCCAUGAAUUAAACGCUACGUUAGUGGGCUCCAAUAAUAUUCAGUUAAACAAGAAGGGCACCAAACGCCAACAGCACCAGCAUUUACAACAUCACCAAAUAUUUAAUAACAAUAGCAACAACAGUAAUAAUUCAGGUCAUUACAAUACUAAUUCAGCAACUAGCGCUAUAGCUGGCGGCUAUGGGCAAUUACACGCCUCAACAAUUAACAAUACGCCGCAUACGUUUGCGACAGGAACUGUGGCUUGUAGCCCAAAAAGUCAAACGAAAAAAUGUGUUCCCAAUGGUCCCGCCAACGCCACCGCAACUACCGCUGCAGUAUUAUCCACAAAUCAGCAACAAACGCUACAAUCACAGCAAUCAAAUUUUCAGCAAUAUCAUAGCAAUAGUCCAUUAAUAGCUGAUAGUCCCUCACCAAGUCCAAGUAAUACAAUAACUGCUGCCACCAUCAAACCGCCCACACCACAACCAAUGCAAAUGUUGCAACAACAAUUCACCUUGUCAACUAAUUCACCGUCUAAUGGUCCUCAGCAGACCUUUCAGUUGAUUCAGGGUCCUCAGGGCCAAAUAAUCGCUGCUGCAACGCAACAACAGCAGCAACGUUUCGCCAAUACAAACACGGCAACCUCAAACCAGAACGGUAAAUCCACCAAAGUCCCUCAGCAAAUAUUACCGAAACCUAAUCAGCCGCAAUUUCAAUCACAAAUACAUUUAGAAAAUAUAUCGCAGUUACAGCAAUCAUUGCAACCAACGACAGCCACUCAAGUACAUAAUCCAAAUCAGCAACAUCAAAAGACCAAAAAUUCGACAAACAGUUCCAAUAACAAUAACAGCAACAACAAUAACAGUGCGAUUAACACAAGUACUAACAUGUCGCAACAUUUGCCACAGAUCUCACAGUCGCCUCAGCCAACGCAGCAGACGACACAGCAACAAAUUCUCUUACCUUCUGGAGCUACUGCUAGUCUUACAGCCACCCAGCAGCCAUUACUGCUUAAUCAAGUGCCAGUGUUGGUGCAACAAAACACACCUCAAGGCGUUCAAUUGAUUUUAAGGCCGCCUACACCGCAACUAACAGCAACGCCAUCACUAGUUAUUCAAAAUACACGACCUCAACCACAAUUGCAAGCACAACAACAACCACAACAAUUAUUGCGUAUACUUGGUACAAAUGGUGCUACUAUGCAAUUGGCAGCCGCUACUCCCACCUUCAUUGUGUCCUCCCAAGCCAAUCUUAUACAGCAAGCCACAAAUCUGCAAACAAUUAAGACAAAUCCUCAAACGCCUGCAAUUACGCAAAUUAGUGGCUUACAUGCUGCCCUUUCCGCUGCCGCUGCCGCUAAUACCCAGCCACGAUCUCAACAAUUCGCUACCACAGCAGCGACAAUUAAUGGCCAUCUUUUAGGUCCUAGUAUGGCAGCUCAAUUACAGAAUCUUCAAUUAGCAGCAGCAGCAGCAGCCAACGGUAGCGGUAUCACAGCACAAAUUCAAAUGCCGAAUGGUCUUAAUGCUUCUACCGGUCCAACACUACUAUCUCAACUCCCAGCUGCAAAUUUCCAGCAGGGUACCACAAGUAGUUUGAUUAAUCUCAAUCAAUUGAAUGGAACCAAUAUUCAUCAAUUGGCUGCUGCAGCUGCCGCUGCAGGAGCUACCUUUCAAACCCCAGGCGUUCCAACACAAUCGCCAGCACCUACAAGCGGAAGUAAUGCUAAUGCGGUUUCAUCUAACUCCAGUACUUCAACUGAUCUCUUCAAUGGCCAAAGUCCCGCUGCGGGCCUGACAAGUCUAACACAAUCACCAGGUCCAUCAUCUAUCGCCGUAACAUCGGAACCGAUGAGGCAGCCUGCAUCCGUGCUUCAAAGUAUUCCCGCCAGUCCUCAGCAAGUGAGCGGAGCGCAAAUACAAUUAAGUCUAAAUGCAGCAGCCACCAUACAGUUACAACAACAACAACAACAGCAACAACAAGCGCAAAUUCAACAGUUGCAGCAGCAAAUACAGCAAACGCAAAAUCAAGUUCAACAAGCGCAAAAACAAGUUCAACUUCAACAACAGCAACCGCCGUCAGAACCAACCAAGAAAAAACCACGACCACGUAAAAAGAAGCAACCCGGAACAAGUAGUGUACAAAAUGCAGCGGCUAGCAAUCCUACCGCGAUUAAUUCUGUCAAUUCUACUCCUACGACGGCCGCUGUAGUUAAAACUUUUACCGCCACAGCCAAUAGACCAUUAAAUACAACUACAUCAAGCGCUAUAGCUAUACCUACAACGAUAACAACUAGCAAUAGUAACGUAACGGUUCCUAAUUCGAUAACAGCCAAUGCAACUCUAACGACAGUAACAACAACAAAUCAUAGCCAACCGUAUGGAAACGCAACCACCGUUCAACAAGAAUCUCAAAUGCAAAUGAAUUUAUUAAGUAAUCAAAUCGCACAAGUACAACAGCAACCGGCUAAGUCACCUUCUCCUCCACCACAAAUAACUCGGGCCAGCAACGGUAAGCUUGAUCUCGGAAAUGUCAUGAAAUUGUGCGGUAUUAUGGAAGACGAUGACGACGAAGAUUAUAGUAUGGAAGCGUGCGCCGUGUCAGCAUCUAGCGGAGAAAUAGCGCAGCAUCCAGACAACGGUAACAACAACGCAGAAAUUUCCAUAUCUUUACCUCAAACGGAAAAUCAUUCAGGGACGUUACCGUACACAUUAACGAUACCGGCCACGUCAGCAACAGCCAUGACCGGAGAAUCGAAUGUUCCAGGGCCUGCGACAAAUAUAGUGAUUAAAAUUGAUGCUGGCGACUCAGGCCUAAGCUCCUCUGCUUCUGGUACGGCACCGUAUUCAAUUAGCAUACCAUCUUUGCCCACCGCCGAAGAGAUAAAUGCUCAAGCUCAACAGAUGGCAACAAUGAGUCAACAAAUUAAACCCACAUUACCCCAUGUACCCACAAGUAUAAACUUUUCUCUGCCACUUGGUCAGAUUAGUUCUAUGACAUCAACAAGCUUUCCAACGACCGGCUCCAUUCAUAAUAACAUUAUAACAAGCAUGGCGGGAAGAAUUUCAACGUCAACUUUUUCUGCCACUAACGCUGUAACUGCAACCACGCCGGCAACUGUGACGGCAACUGCUACGACAACUACUACUACUACUACAGCUACUGUUAAACCACGUCGAAAGCCAGCAGCUAAACGUAACAACAAAAAGCAAGAAACGAAUAAUGUAAAUUUAAUCCACACACCACCUUCCACAUCGAUAGCAUUGCAGAAUACUUCCACGUCCAUUACUUCCAAUAUUAAUCAAACAAACUCAACAACCUUAGCUAGUUUAAACAAUAGUGCAAAUAGCAAUACAAUUAAUGCGCCAUUGUCCACAGCUGCUCUAGUACCUAGUCACAUUGGCAAUAUACAGAUCUCUCAAAUUGAUGCCAAUCGAUUGGCGCAGAAUACCAAUAAUAUGUUGAACACAUCUCUAGGAACCGUUGUUGAUAAUAAAAUACAAAUCAUGCCAAUAAUAGAGAAAAUAGGUGCAACUACUACAACUACCACAGCUCAAUUGCCUGUUCAAUCUCAGCAGCAAAUUGUUUUGCAAAAUUCAGGUAUGCAAGCGCAUAAUGUCGCAACAACUGGCACAACGUUGGGGGACAACCAAACAAAGCAAAUGCAUUUGGUAGCUUUACCUCAAACCUCUAAUAGCGGUUCAUCCCCGGCCAUCUCGAUCUCAAAUUCGUCAACAACGUUCACAACUCCUACUCUUUCAAUACCGCAGCAAAUCAAUCACACCCCCACUAAUCUAACUGCAACAAUUCCUACAGCUGCUAUGACGCCAGUCUCAUCUCAAUUGUCUGGAAUGGCGGCAAACGUUAACCUAUCGGUGUGCUCGCCAGCAACGAUAGCCGCUUUAUUACCGCAAUUAACGGGCAGCCUUACUCUCGCUGUGUCAGAACAAUGCGAAAGGCUAAUCUUAAGACAUGAUCCCUCCCAGCCUCCCGAUGAGCAGUCGCACACAAUUCGACGGGCAUUAUUAACUGGUGCUAUAGCGAAUGUCACCAUUAUCAAUGAACCGUCAAAAGUGGAAGGUAUUAACAAGAUACCACUACAAAUACCUACUACGCCGCAACCGAAUAUAUCGAGUGCAAGUACAAGUUGCUCCACAACAACGACUAGCACUUUAGGAACUGUUAGUAAACAAACAAAAAAAGUGACAACACAAAAACAGAAUGUUAACACAAAUAACGGUGAUUUUUCAUCUUCGUCCAAGCAAGCGUUGAAAAAAUCACCUGACCUCGGUUCAAUGACAGUGGGAUCAGCAAACAGUUCAGGCCUAUCGCAACAGCAACGUUAUGUUGCCCUGCCGAAAAUUGAUCCAAAUUCUCAGCAAUUAUUUUGCCUUAACACACUUAACAACCAGAUCACCCCGAUAAGCCCAAAUCAAACAACAGCUUCGAUAGCACCCACCGAACGACUGCUAAUAGCACCAGCAGGUAUAAAUGCGCAACAGUUAGCUCAAUGUCUUCAACAGGGCCAGAUACAUUUUAACGACGUAAAUCCUCCAACAGCUCAAAAUCAGCCAUCAACUACCAUGGUAACGCAAUCGCUUAACAAUCAACAACCAAAACAGCAAAUUGUACAUCCCCUGGCGAGCAGUGCGAGUAGUGUACCCACAAUUACCACUUCUAUGAACACCACCGCAGGUGCAAGUGCCACUAUUACCUCUUUAACAAAUCAAACUAAUGUAGCUAUGACUACGGCCACUACUGUCACCACUAAGCAAGUGGCCAACGUAGCUCCCAUAAUUGAUCAAAGCAAGGCUGUCAAGCAGGAUAAUAAACAGAAUACGUUAAUUGGAGCAACAAAUGCUAAUACUAGUACUGUGCAAAAAAAAAAGCCAGUAAGGAAACCAAAAGCUUCUACCACAACAGCCGCAGAUGUAGCACUAAUGAAAAAUGCCACCGUUGUCAAACCUUUACCCAAAUUGGACCCUUUGUCGCAAAAGCCAAAUAAUAAUCCCAUACAGAUUGUGCAGCCUAACACAGCCAGCGGCAAGCCGGUAACAAGUAAUUCUUGCUUAACGCCUACAUCUACGAAUGUUACCAACACGACCAGCACGAGCAAUAUAAGCAACAUAGCUAGCGUACCACCAUUUCAAACAACACAAAUUGCAAAUGGAACGAAAUUAGUGGGUGUUACAGCUCCUAUGCAACAGCAAACCCAAUCGAAUAACAUGGCACAACAGCAACAACAGCAAAAUUCUUUAAAUAUGCUACGUCCUCAGGGAAGUAAUGGAAAUGUUUUUGGACUCGGAUUCUCGUCGAUUUCUUCGAUAUCAACCACUAUAACUUCGUCGACCAGUUCGAACAGUAUGAACAACAUAAAUAGCAGCAUGCAAAACGGUCCGCCAUCACUUACGUCUAUACAACAAAACAAUAUCAAUCAAUCAACUGGAUCGUCUCCUUCAACGACAACGCCUCCACAGCAACAGCAACAAUUUCAACCUCAGCAUACGGUUUCACGAGUACAAACUAUACAGUUGACUCCACAACAACAACAGAUGUUUCGUCAGGUCCAAAUGCAAAUACAAUAUUUGACAUAUAAAAUGCAACACAAAUCUAUGGUAUCUUCCUUACCUCUGCCACCGGAAUUCGAUGCCAAUAUUAUAGCUCCGUUCAAUAAGGCAAUGUCGGAAAUCGAACUAAAUACAUCUCUGCAACGACUCUUUGUGGAACAACAAAGCAUUUUGGCAUCAGGCAAAGAAAUUCCAACCCCCGAAGGAUUCAUUACUAACCCGGGAGUAACGGGGAGUGGACCAAUGAAUUUCACUACCCUAAUGCAACCACCCGUGCUAAUGGAUAAUAGCAAGUCAAGCAUUACUAAUAGUAAUGCAACUAUACCAGCAAACGUUGUGCAACCCAAUAACCACUCAAAUUCCCCAAACAACAUUAAUGCGAGUAAUAAUAAUAAUAAUAAUAAUAAUAAUAACAAUGCGACGAGCUCCAGUGCCAGCACUAGCGUACAGCAAACAACCCAAAGAAUACACAUCUAUCCCAUACAACAUAAUCAGCAUAAAGCAAAGCAACAAAAAACUACGCAACAACCGCCACAACAACAAUUGAUCCCAUCCAGCCAAUCCAUCCUUACUUGCAGCACAGCUAAUAUCAUAAAUAACAAUAACGCAAGCUCGAAUAGUCUUAUUACAACAACGUCAACGAUGCAGCAGCAAACUAAAACUACAAAUAAAUCAAAACCAAGCCAACCAAUAGUAACUUCCAUGCAACAAACGCAACAGUUACCGCCAACGCAAACGCCGCAAUUACCGCAUCCAGCACCACCGCCGCUAACAGCUCAAAGCCUUCAAAUAUCGUUAUCGCCGUUGUUGCAGUCAGCGCAGCAACAACAGAUGAUUAACAUUAGCAAUAUGCCGGCAAUGUUACAACAAAAACAUUUCACGCAACAUCUGCAGCAACAGAUAUUACAACAACAACAGCAGCAACAACAGAAAUUACAAAAUGCAAAAAGCCCUGCGACCAGUUUAGCAACCUUGAAUUCACAGAAUUUCAAUAUCGGCAGCAGUAGCGUCGUCGGCGGUCCACCGCCUUUAAUCUUUCCGAAUUCAUCGAUCAUUUUAGCACAGCAGCAUCAUCAACCGGCGCAACCAUUAGCGACGUCAACGCCUCAAUUGCCGCAACCGCAAUUGCCCACAUUAUCUACAUUGCCUGCAUCAUUUACCGCUUCGUUGACAAACCAAAAACCUGUAAUUGGUGGCAACUCAAGCAUCAUCACUAGCAUAAAUAGUACUAGCACGAGCAAUAGUUUCCCUAAUUCUAAUAGUCUAACAACAGCAACAACAUUAGUAACAAUGCCGUCUCUUACUGCAAGUUCGACAGUCGUUACCACCUCAAGCGUAACCCUAAUGCAAAUUUCCACCUCUUCGUCGACGUCGUCAUUUUCAACAUCAACUACAUCGACAGCUGCAAUAACCAUAUCGUCAACGGCAGCGAUAACAACACCGAGCACAUCCGCAUCCCUGACAGUCACAGCUUCCCCCAGUAUCGCAGUUGCUGCGACCGUUAGUAGUCAUAGCAGUAGCGGCAACACCGGCAUCAAUAGAUUCACAAAUUCAAUUUACGUUACGUCGAACAAUACGUCGAAUAAUACUUCUUUAUAUCCGGACAAUGGCGUUGGUGGCACCACAACAACAACAACAACUAGCGCUUGUGUACCAAUUAUUGGUCUGAAGACUGAGGAUCAAACUCAAAUGUCACCAAAGCAAAAACUUGCCCGUCUUUCUUUGUUUUUACAACAAUUGGAAGUGGAUCAAAGGAGUUGCUUAAAACCUGACUAUAAAAAUCCAUUUCAAACUAAAGAAGAAACUGUUAAGAAAUUAAUAAGAUAUCAUUGUUUUUAUCAAACUGACGAAGAUAUACCAAUUGAAGAAGAAGAAGAAUUUGAACGUACUGCUCAAAGGUUUCAGGAUAAAUUUCGUUUACUCUCUGGGAAAUUUCAGGAAAUUUUGCUACAAGAAUCAAUGUUACCUCAUCGUACUUCGGAAUUGUGUCAAAUGGAACAAUUAAUGAUAGAAGAUUUGCGACAAGAAAUCGAAGAGUCACGUCGCUUAGAAAAAGAGCUUAAAGUAUAUGAGCAGCAGCAAAUUGAAUAUAUUAAAAAUGAACCACCAGCACAAUAUCAAAAUCAAAGUUCCUCAAUUGGAUUUGAGCAAGUCAAAAAUGAACCGAAACCAGAACCAACGGAAAAUAAAUCCAUUUUAGAUAUAACUGUUAAUGGGACAGACAGUAAUAGCAAUUUUACUAAUCACAGCCAACAGUCAACGUCAUCGUCACUAGUAUCAGAGUCAACGUUUGAUUCAAUUAAAAAUGAAAUCAAAACCGAAUCGUCAAAUUCUCAAUGUUCGCAGAGCGCAAAUAAAAGUUCUAAUAGUUUUCUUGAUUCUUUUGAUGCCCAAAAAGCACCAGGAAUCGUAAAUAUUAAACAACAACAACAGCAACAACAGCAACAACAACAACAACACCAAUCAGCUCCAAAUCAAAUGCCGCUUACGAAGGCAGCUAAAAAGGAGGAUAUAUUCAACAAUUGGAAUCAAUCAUUCUUAGAAUCAGGCAAGACAUCUGGAAAUACCUAUUACAGUCAUCUCGCCAGUUCUAUUAAUUCGAUGCCAAAACCAGUAUAUCCAUUAUAUAAUGGUUCCCUCAAGAAACCAUUACCCUCCCAAGAAAUUAAGCCGCCGGUAAAAGAGGAGUUUGAAAAUUUCGAUAUUGAAAGUGAGAUAACACCAAGUUUUAUAAUGAAAAAAGUUGAACCGAAAGCUUCGAUUAAGCCGCUCGCAUCACCAGCCACCGAACAACAAUCAUCAACCGUAGUACCCGACGAAAAAACGAAUUGCAACAGUUCUAAAGAUACUCCAGAAGAAGAGGACCGUAAUAGUAAUUAUGUACCAGAACAGACAUCACAGAAUUUAAUACCUUGUCAAAAGUCUUUACAAGUUUGCUCGACGCAAAUAGCUACGUCUAAUCAUUUUGCUUUCUCAAAUCAUGUAAACACAAGCAAUGCUCAAAACUCUUCGUGUAGACAGCAUGACGAUGAUUGGUUGUGUAUACAAAAGGAAUUGAAUUUAAUGAAUAACGAAGUCACCAACGCUCCUACCAAAGUGACUGAUGUACCCACUCAGCAUAAUACAAGUAAUCACCAAAAUCGAAAUGACAUGGUGGGACCGGUAACGAAAGAGUUAGAUUUUCUAACCGACUCAUCGCCAACAGAUCUUUUUCCGAAUGGCUGCAUUAAUAAAGGCAACGAGAAUAAAAACACUACCCAAGCCUCACCACCCACCAACACAACAACAAGUAGCUGCAGCCAACAAAAUCAACAGCCCACCGCACAUCAUAUGACGCAAUCAGAAAAUCAUCAAACAGAUUUGAAUGAAUUCUUUAGUGGUUCCGAGGAUAGCGAAAUUCAUAAAUCCGUAGAAUCGCGACUGGAAGCCAUGUUUAGUGGCUCUCCGGUGCAUAUAAGCGGCAGCAAAAGUAGCAGUGUCGAUAAUUCAGAUGAUAUAGAAUCCGGCUUGGAAUCCAUAUUUGGAGAAUCUGUAAAAUCACCCACUCAUUGUGGUAACAAGCACAAAACCACUACCUGGGAUCAAGACAUAGGUGGAAACUCAUAUAUAGGACAGCCUCAACCGCAGCAAGAACAGCCGCAGCAACCAUCUGCUCCUGCAAGUUUUAUGAACGCCCAUCAUAUGCAACAGCAAGUUAAUAGCGCCAACAAUGCUAGAUGGAUGCAGAAUAUGGAAGCCCAAUUGUCAGAUUUUAUGUCUACUAAUAACACAACAAAUAUCAAUAGUUCCAGUUCCGAUUGUCUGGUGGCAGCUGGUCGAAAACGGUCAUGGAAUGGUCAUGUGAUGGGAAAUGAAUCGUCCGAUAUGCGGACUGAUGAGAACAACGCCCACAAAAAACUAUGUACCAAUGUGAACGGCUUGACUUCUAGCUCAUCUAAUUCGUCUUCACCACUUCCGCAAGUUUCAACGCAUCCGCCGCACAAUAACUCCUUGCCAACGGAUACCUCCCAUGCGCAAGAUCUCAUGGAGGCAGCUUUACUUUCCCUUCAUGAUGGAUUGGGUGUCGAAAACACUGCCACCGAUACCGCCACAGAUGCAAAUGGUUUCUCGCAUAUCAUGUCUCAUCAAAAUCAUUUUGGAUCAUAUAAUAACCACCUGAAUGCAAACGGUCAACAGAAUCAUUAUGUUAGCACCAAUGUAACCCAUCAUAAUAUAACACCACAAGAUCUUAACAAUCAUAUGCUUCAUAUUAAUCAUCAUCAAUCUCAACAUCAAGCUAACAAUCAUAAUAAUGCCACGGGAUCUGGAGGCGAAUUCGAUGAUGAUAUUACGCGUCAUGUACAAAACGCUAUAGAUAGUAUUUUAAAUUUGCAAAGUACUGAAUCGGACUCCCUGCCCUUCUCUUUGGACCAUUCUAUGGGAUCGUUUCUAAGUGAUAGCAUCCUCGACGAUCGCCAGUCAACAAACGGCCAAAGCAGUUGUCAAGAAUUAGCCAAAAGACGGCAAUUAGUCGACGAAUUGACUGAUUGUUUAAUGGUUAAUGCUAAUGGUGCUCCCACCAGUAACGUUGUAGAUAAUGCAAUGCUAAUGGAUACCUCGGCUAAUCACGCCCAACUUAUGACCCACAACAAUGCACAUCAUGGUCAAGCCAUGCAUCAUUCACAUCAUAUGAACAAUAAUGGAACAGUGGCGGCCGUCACAACAGCAACUGCAGCAGCGGCAGCAGCAGCAGCAGCCGCAAUAAAUACGCAACAUAACCAAAUAAAUGAUUUCAGUUGCGUGGUGAGUGGCAUAGACGACGCCGUCAAAUCCAUUAUGUCAUCUUGACAACAUAAUACCACCUGUUCUACCGCCACAACUACUACGGCAAACGUGGAACAACAGCAGACUACUCUACCAUUAGCGCAGCAACCACAGCGUCUUAUUAAUGGCCACACGUUAAGCUCUGUUAAUGGUGUCGGAAGCUUAAUUUUAGAAUUUAAUGCGACUGCAUUAUGAGAUCAUUUGCAAUAUGCAUCAACGCAAACGUUGGCUAUGACUUAAAUAGUUUUUAUUGACACUUGAUUUUGCUGUGGCUUUAAGAAACUUAAUAUAUUCAAGAUAGACUUUUUACUUUCAAUUUCAUUACAUUUCACCUAACCUUUGUUAUUGUCACUAUCUGGUUGCCGCUAGGCUACCCAUGCAAGGGCAAAAAAAAAAAAACAAA
Molecule: messenger RNA, 11453 nt
Organism: Glossina fuscipes
Lineage: Eukaryota; Metazoa; Arthropoda; Insecta; Diptera; Glossinidae
Gene: Bicra
Product: serine-rich adhesin for platelets
Exons: 8
Coding region: 221-11074 (3617 amino acids)
Biological process (GO): positive regulation of DNA-templated transcription
Cellular component (GO): SWI/SNF complex
Source: RefSeq, a predicted model, not a curated record